UGCGGCGGCGCGGGCGGGCGGAGCAGCCAUGUUGGAGCGGGGAAUAAAGUGACUUUCCUCGGGGCGGCGGCAGCGAGGGGAGGGGGCGCUCGGCUCCCGGCGGCGGCGGAGAAGGAGGGGAAGGAGAAGGGGGAGAGGAACCGCCCCCGGCCCCGCGGAGCCCCGGCGCUGCUGGCUUCCUUAAGCCAGCCUUAAUAUUGAUAUAAUGAAAAAAUUUAAGAGGAGACUUUCGUUAACCUUGCGUGGAAGCCAGACCAUUGAUGAAUCACUGUCUGAGCUAGCAGAACAAAUGACAAUUGAAGAAAACAGCAGCAAAGAUAACGAGCCCAUUGUGAAGAAUGGGAGGCCUCCAACGUCUCACAGUAUGCACUCAUUUCUCCACCAGUACACAGGAUCUUUCAAGAAGCCCCCUUUACGGAGACCACAUAGCGUCAUAGGGGGCAGCCUCGGCUCUUUCAUGGCAAUGCCUAGAAAUGGGAGCAGAUUAGAUAUUGUUCAUGAAAAUCUGAAAAUGGGGUCAGAUGGGGAAAGUGACCAAGCUUCUGGAACAUCAUCUGAUGAAGUUCAGUCUCCCACAGGUGUUUGUCUCAGAAACCGGAUACACAGGCGAAUCUCUAUGGAGGAUCUGAACAAGCGUUUGUCACUGCCUGCUGACAUCAGGAUACCUGAUGGCUAUCUUGAAAAGUUGCAGAUUAACAGCCCGCCAUUUGAUCAGCCAAUGAGUCGACGCUCUCGUAGAGCAUCACUAUCAGAAAUUGGAUUUGGAAAAAUGGAAACCUAUAUCAAGUUAGAAAAGCUUGGAGAGGGUACUUAUGCAACAGUUUAUAAGGGAAGAAGUAAAUUGACAGAGAACCUGGUAGCUCUGAAAGAAAUUCGUCUGGAACAUGAAGAGGGAGCACCGUGCACAGCCAUAAGAGAAGUGUCAUUAUUGAAAGAUCUGAAACAUGCAAAUAUUGUUACAUUACAUGAUAUAGUGCACACGGACAAGUCUUUGACUCUUGUUUUUGAAUAUCUGGACAAGGACCUGAAGCAGUAUAUGGAUGACUGUGGAAACAUCAUGAGUAUGCACAAUGUAAAACUAUUUUUAUACCAGAUUCUUCGUGGUUUGGCAUACUGUCAUAGGAGAAAGGUGUUACAUCGAGAUCUGAAGCCACAAAAUCUACUAAUUAAUGAGAAAGGAGAAUUGAAGCUAGCAGACUUUGGGUUGGCUAGGGCGAAGUCUGUUCCUACAAAGACCUAUUCCAAUGAAGUUGUCACGUUAUGGUACAGACCACCUGAUGUUCUCCUGGGAUCCUCGGAAUAUUCAACUCAAAUUGACAUGUGGGGUGUUGGAUGCAUAUUUUUUGAAAUGGCGUCAGGAAGGCCUCUUUUUCCUGGUUCGACUGUUGAAGAUGAACUGCACUUAAUUUUCAGACUUCUGGGAACUCCAUGUCAAGAAACAUGGCCAGGCAUUUCUUCCAGUGAUGAAUUUAGAAACUACAACUUUCCAAAAUACAAACCACAACCCCUAAUCAAUCAUGCACCAAGGUGUUUCAAUAUUCAGUCUAAAAGAGAUUCAGUUGCAAAAAGACCCUGGCUUUCGAAAUUCCACUUACCCAGAGACAGGACAUGGGAAGAACAGAAGGCAGAGCAUGCUUUUUUAAAGCAGGCAAUGCAGAGUCAAGCCCAAGCCUAUCCUGUCAGUCAAGGACUUGGAUCUGAAGGCAGUUCUCUCUUUUGGUGGACUUGGAAUCGCAGUUUGUCUACACUGUCCUCUUCACAGUGGAGUCUUUUUAUUUCCAACCUGCAGAUUAUGUUUUUAUAUUUGUUGUCACAGUGUGACAAUUUUUUGUACAGUUGGUUUUAAGGUCUCCUCUGCCACUAGAGCCAGUAGGUUACAGCUGUUGAUGUAACUGUAGCUGCAAUUUUUGUGCAGGACUGAGAAACACAGUGCAUUAUUUAUUGCGGAAUCAUUGCUGCUAAAUAACUACUGUCUGUAUAGUUAACACAACAGUUCCAUGCCUGAAGAAGUUGCAAUGGCUUUAUGAUAUGUGAAUGCAUCUGUUUCUCUUCAUAAAAUGUUCUACUGCUGCGGGGUUUUUUGUAUUUCUUAAACUGCAGUGUUUCCUGGAAUGUAAACAUAGCUUUGCUUGGCUAUAGGUGAACCAUCUUUAACGCUCUAAGUUCAUGGCACUUAAUUCCUUAUUUAACAUUGGAAGUAUGUGUUAAAAUAGUUGAAAAAAUAUAAACGCAUAUUAUGUUUUUGAAAAGCACAUGGUGUGAAAGUUGAUUCAAACAAGUGAACAAUUAACUAUUAUUUGCUCUCAGAUCCUAUAUUAGUUGCUGAGAAAUCACAGCAUGGAGACUGGAUGAUAAAUUGUAUCAGGGUUGCUCCAGUAUACAAUAUUUGCACAUUAUUGUGCAUAUAGGGCCUGCAGAAGCAAUGACUUUUUUACCCUUUUUUUUAAACUUAGAAAUACAGUUAGUAAAAAGAUAAUUCGUACGCAUUAUAUCCUGGUUUACUUUUGAAAUUUAGAAUCUUUUCAUUACAGAAGAACAGGAUAACUGGCGACAAUAAUAUGGGAAUAAUGUCACUUUUUCCCAUCUUGUUGCCCUACUAUUUCUACAUUUUUCACUUGAAAUCAACUGGAAAGAUGCAAGUUUGUACUUGAUAAUAACUCACUAUACUACAGAACUUUUAAAAUGGGAACUUAGAGAGUUUUUCAGAUCUUAGAUGUUAUCUGUUUACCAGAGAUAGUAAACAUGUUACUACUAUGCUUAUGCAUCUCAGUGAGUAUCAUAAGUACACCCUUGGUGAUGGUUACAGUAUUUUUAAGCAUUUGUGUUCACCUUUAUGAACUUAUUUGUUUAGUGCAUCUUAAAGAGACUGUAAAUCUUUAUUGGUAUAUUUUGAAAUGGUCAUGUAAAUCUUUGGCUGGUAUAUCAUGAAAAUAGUCAUAGGUAACUUAAUUUUUUCCUGACAUUCACUGUAAAACAUUCAGGGGUCCUACCAUUUCUGUUCAGGAAAUCUUGUAGUUUAUUGUUAUUUAACAGUAUUAAGUGAAUUUUUGUAUAUUUCAUUUUAACUUUAUUUGUGAAUAGUGAUUGUGGCAUGUUUGGGGGUGUUUUAUUAAUAUUUCAUUGAUACUGGUAAAUUUGAAUUGGGACUUUUUUAUUUUCUGGAAGAGGGAAAUUCAUGUGUAAUGGUGACUAUCGGACCACUACUGCUUUUCAGCAUUUGUAAACCGGUUUUACGUUAAAUCUUGUAGACCUAACAAACUGCUGUUAUUUCUAACUGACCGACCUGUAUUAAUAUUGUACUUUUGAAAGUAUAAAUAUUAUGUGGAAUUCCUUGGUUUUGUUUGGAAGUUUAUAAUAACAAAGGCGCUGUGUUGUUAAAAAUACAGACUUAGGGAACUUGCAGUUCUUGGGGCAUUGUUGGCACCUCUUUGCGAGAUCUGCGCGUUUGGGGAGUCACCGGUUUGAAACUCAGCAGCUUCUUAGUUCGUGCAACACAGCAGAGGUAGAGGCAGUAGAAGUAGUGUGACUCGUCUGCACCGGAGGCCGUUCUUGCCAUAAACACGGUCUAGAGUUUGCUUUUUAGCAGUCAAGUCCUGCAUGUCACAUGGUAUCAGACGUUUUGCCUAGUCUAGAAGCGUAGUCUGCGUCUCGGAUACUUGCGUGGAUCUCCUGCCGAUACCAGCAGGAGUUUUAGCUGCGUGUCAAAGGCAGAUUUGAUGCUGAAGAAAAACCUUUGUCCUGAAAUAGUUGUUAUAUAUUUUUGUAUAGUUGAUAUGGAUCUGAUCUAGAUUUUAUACUGAUUAACUUUGUAGGGAAUAUGUCAUAGAUGUGGUAAGUGUUGAAGAAGCAAGUAUCAGAGAAACAUCUGCUUUUUUUACAAAAGUAGUGAAGAUGCAGAGUAAAUGUUCACUGUGGAUAAAUGUGGGAUUUAGCAUUUCUAGAACAGUAACAUUUCAUAGGGCAUAAAAGAAAAAGGAAUAAUGUGAUAUUGAUGAGUAAAGGACUUUAACUGGUAAAAUGGAGUGCAGUAACCAACUUAGAUGAGGAUCAGCUGCAGCUAAGAAAAGGAGUUUUAAGUAGAAAUUCAGCUUUUUUGUUACAGAUAAAAAGAUCUUCCAUAAAAUUGCAGCAGUCGCUCUGAAUAUAAGGUGAUUUUUCUCAGAACCUACAAGUGAAUCGGUUUACUUUGUUAGGAGAUAACUUUAAAGAAUGUGUUUUUUUAAGAAACUUGGCAUCUGUGAUCGGGUCAGUUUUAAUGUUUUUGUUGUCCAUAAUUGAAAUUUCUGCAUCAGCAGAGACAGCUCGGCGACCGCUGCCAGUUUGGGGCAGCGGUCGGUAAGCCUGAAGUCACUGGGCAUUUCUCUGGCAUCAUUUUUUUUCCCCGGUCUGACAGCGUCAAGCGCCCCAGACUUGGUUUCGCUGUCACUGAGAAUUGUAGGGAGUGCUGGAGAAAACCUCAGCCGCAACGUACGUCUGGCUGGAAACCAACCACUAAAAAUGGAUGGAGUUGCGAGACUGGUGUGACGGCCGCUGCUUAAAGAUGAGCGAUGGGUGAGCGAGCGAGGGCCUGCAGCGUGUCGCUCGUUGAAGCUAGCUGGUGCAUCCCACCAAGCCAGCGGCGGGAAGGCUGUAGCGGUGCGUGCAGUUGCGUGGAGGAGAAGGUGGGGUUGAAGAGAGGAAAGAAGCAUGUGGUGAGGAGGUGGCGCGAAGGCUGCAGGGCAGCGCGGGUGGCCGGACGGGGAUUCGCAGGCCGGGGGAGAGCGAAGAGGACAGACGAGCUGCUCAGCAGCGCUUCAGCGAAACAUGUGUCUCGCCACAGCUGUGUUGUUUUGUGCUGCUUUGCCACAGCGUUAAGUAGCCAAAGUGUACCCCUGAAUUGGGCGAUCGAAGUUAAAAUAAACAAAAAAUGAAGAAUUGACAUACUUUGUAUCUGCAAAUCAUUUGAAAAGAUUGCCAGGUAGCAUUCUUUGAGCUCCUUGCUUGUUGUUUGUGCAUGAGUUUUUCAGUUUAAUAAAAUAUAUUGUUUCUGUUUGGCACUGUUGAGAUGGAAUUAAAGUUAAGAAUACAGUCGGUUAUUGAGGACAAAAUAUAUGAAAGGUAUGUUGUAAAUAUCCACAAGCUAAGUAUUAAAAAUCCAGGAAAUACCUAGAAUUAAGGUCAGACUUAUAAGAAAUCCAAACAAAUUAGGGUAUGGAAGUGUUCAGGUGUAGUCUAAAGUGACAUGUUGAAGAAGAAUUAGAAUUUACUGUAGUUGAACAACAUAAUGUCAGUGAAGGGCAGAGUUAAAAUCAUCCAUGCACCUUGGUAGCACAUGGCACCUUUUCUUCUCUUAGUAGCGCUCGUCUUCUAAACAAAUGCAACAUCUCCUUAAAGUUACCUAAUUUUUGAUAGGAACUUUCAUACUUACAUUUUUACAGAUUCUGUCUUUUAUUCAGAGGCUGGGCUGUUGCAGAUUUAAUGCUGCAUAGGCACGUACGUGGGUCAGCGCUUGCGUCUCAGCAUCUAUGUUAGACCAGUUCAAGAGAUCGACGAAACAACAUUGCUUUUAAAAAAUAAUGGAAGCACCCUGCAAGUAUUGUAAUGGCUAACCAAUACAUUGUAAAGCUGACUGUACAGGUGGGAUUAUUUUGAAGAGCAGAAUUGCCAAGUAAAUAUGUGGGCUUUGUAAUUCAUACCAGGUAGCACUUUCACCUGCAGAGUUUAGUUGACUGAGGAAUCAAACUCUUGUUCUAGGCCACAGUGGAAGUUCUUGUUGUCAGAAGUGGGAUUAGAGUUUGGCUGUUCUAGAUUGUGUCCUCAAGUGUGUGUGUGUGUGAAAAGACUGUACUGCCUCUCUCUUGUUAACUGAGAUAAAAGAUUGAUGUCAGUGGAAAAAUAUAUACAUUAAAAUUUUCCAUGGUUUUCA
Rhea pennata is the source of this 5905-nucleotide messenger RNA. It is a transcript of the gene CDK17, whose product is annotated as cyclin dependent kinase 17. Lineage: Eukaryota; Metazoa; Chordata; Aves; Rheiformes; Rheidae. The coding region runs from base 206 to 1846 and encodes 546 amino acids. Gene Ontology annotation, biological process: protein phosphorylation. The transcript is spliced from 15 exons. Gene Ontology annotation, cellular component: nucleus; cytoplasm. The record is from RefSeq and is a predicted model, not a curated record. Gene Ontology annotation, molecular function: ATP binding; cyclin-dependent protein serine/threonine kinase activity.